AUGAGUAAUUUUCUAUAUCUCGAAAUAGAAUCGAAAACUACUCGGAAAGAGGAAGAUGAAGAAACAGAUCAAGAUGAUCUAGAUGAUGACGAAGAAAGAUCAAAGAUAGAACAUGAUGAUCAAGAUGAUGAAGACGAUGAUGAAGAUGAAGAAGAAGAAGAAUGUGAAGAAUGUAAAGAAGUUGAGGAUGAUACGCCAUUGAAAAAAUUACAUUACAAAUGCAAAUAUCCGGUAGAAAACUCCAGUAGAUUUUCAUUACGUGUGAUGGAAGCGAUGCGUUCAUUGCAAAAACAUGAAAAUGUUUUGCCUAUAUCAUCCAGAAAAGAAAUAGUUGAUUAUAUCGAAAAGAAUUAUAACAACGAUGGAGAUCUUAAUGCCCAGGUGCGAACCUCUUUAAAACAACUUUGUACUCAAGGAUUCGUUGCAGAGGUAUUGAACGAUGAAUAUCAACUGAUAGGUCCUUUUAGUUUCACACGAAUAUUAGAAGACUGCGAAUGUUUUGCAAAUGUUGCAAAGAAACGUAUGAAUACACCAAAAUUUACAAGAAGAAAUAAUAAUUCACGAAAGUAUCCUGUAAAUGAAGAAACAAAAAAGCAUAAUAAUCGUAAAAGAUUGAUUUCUAACGAGGAUCAACAAACUGUUGAUGACAUUCAAGAAGACAAUGAUGAUCAUCGUACAUUUUUUCACAAACGUACACCAAAACGCGUGCGUAAAACAAAUGAUAAUAUUCCUGCAACAUCAGGAAGUGUAGAAAAAAAUCAGGAAACUAUUAUUGCAUCGAAUAAUCAAGUUAAUAAUAAUUCUCAGGACGAUCUAUUUCAGGAAAUAGAAAAUUCGAUUUCGGAAAAAUCGAAAUCGCGCGAGAAAGAAUUAAAAAAAUGGAUACAACGAUGUCGUCGCGAAUGCGAAAAGCAAAAGAAAAAAUAA
Polistes dominula (European paper wasp) is the source of this 927-nucleotide messenger RNA. RefSeq lists its product as uncharacterized. The record is from RefSeq and is a predicted model, not a curated record. NCBI's taxonomy places the organism in Eukaryota, Metazoa, Arthropoda, Insecta, Hymenoptera, Vespidae.